AUGAAUCAAAGCAGUGAAGGAUGUAUGAAAAAGAUUAGCAAUGUGAAUAUUGACAAACUUAUAAAUGACUUCUCACAGAUAGAAAAGAGGAUGAUAGAAAACAGUGGAAAGAACAAUAUACUGGAUAUGCAGUUGGAAAAAGCUAACUGUUUAUUGAAAGUAAUGCAAACAAAGGAGGUCGCAAUUAAAGAAGAAUGUGCUACUCUUCAUAAUAUGAUAAAAGGGCUACAACAGACCAUUGAAUAUCAACAUAAUUUGAAAGGUGAAAAUGAACAACUAAAAAGAAAUGCUGAUCUUAUGAAAGAAAAGUUAAAAACUCAUGAACAGGAAUAUAAGAAUAGUAUUGCCAAACUUAUGAGUGAAAUGAAAAUCAAAGAGGAGGGACAUAAGACAGAAAUAACAAAACUUUAUCAAGAUAUGCAGAAAAAAGUUGAAUUAAGUGAAGAAAAGAAUAAAGAACUGAUAGAGAAAAAGGAGGUGGAAAUCUCAGAGUUAAAUGCAAAGUUAAGAACUCAAGAAAAGGAAAAACAAAGUGAAAUAAUCAAACUACAGCUAGAGUUUGAUGCCAAACUAGCAAGAGUUCAAACUAAAUCAAAAUCAUAUCCAGAUUCUACUGUUUUGCCACACAGUAUCUACAGAAGGAAGCUUCAGCACCUUCAAGAAGAAAAAAACAAGGAGAUUGCAGUUCUUCGUAAUACCAUUCACGAUUUAGAGCAACGCCUCUCUGUUAGCAAAGAUUCUCAAUUUAAACUUGCCGGCAAAGAUUCUUACUUUAAGCGUAGACGGUUUUGA
Molecule: messenger RNA, 792 nt
Organism: Lipotes vexillifer (Yangtze River dolphin)
Lineage: Eukaryota; Metazoa; Chordata; Mammalia; Artiodactyla; Lipotidae
Gene: CCDC152
Product: coiled-coil domain containing 152
Exons: 8
Coding region: 1-792 (263 amino acids)
Source: RefSeq, a predicted model, not a curated record